AUGGAUCAGUUUGUAAAUUACUCCGAGGUGUACGACAACAUAACAAUUCAGCAGUUUAAAAACGACUUUAAUAAUGACGAGUGUUAUCUGGAUCAUGCAGGUGCUACUUUAUAUUCAAAGACACAGAUAAAAUUUAUUUAUCAAGAUUUAUCGGAGAGUUUGUACACUAAUCCUCACUCUGCAGUCGGCAGCGGUAAUCAAUGUCAGGAAAUUAUUGAAAGAACUCGCUCUCGAAUUUUAGAUUGGUUCAAAGCCUCAGAAGAUUACAGUCUAGUAUUCACAUCUGGAGCAACAGCAUCAUUGAAGUGCGUAGCUGAAACAUUUGAAUUUAAUGAUGGAAAAUUUAUCCAUUUACAAGAUAACCAUACAUCUGUGCUGGGAAUGCGGGAUGUCAUUGCCCAAAAAAAUGUCUCUGUUGAAUCCAUGACUCGCGAAGAAGCUUUCCAGCAUUUUUCUGCUGACAGAUCAGCGGUAAGAAUAAACAGUGACAAGAAAAGUAAUAGCUUGUUUGUUUAUUCAGCACAGUGCAAUUUUUCUGGAUACAAAUACCCUUUAGAGUGGAUUGAAAAAGUGCAUAGAGGAGCGCUGGAUCAAGAUGGAAACUCAAACUGGUUUGUGCUGGUUGAUGCGGCUGCUUUCGUAGGUACCAAUGUCCUGGAUUUGUCUGUAUACAAACCAGAUUUUGUUGUACUUUCUUUUUAUAAAAUGUUCGGGUACCCUACUGGUCUCGGUGCUUUGAUUGUUAGAAAUUCCAGCGCUGGAAUGUUGAAAAAAAUUUAUUAUGGAGGUGGGACUGUUAAUAUUGCAUUGAGUACUCAGAAUUUUCAUGUUAAAAAAGAAGUAUUUCAUGACAGAUUUGAAGAUGGAACGCUAUCAUUUCUCUCAAUAAUCGCCCUGCAGCACGGCUUAGACGCUCUAUCAAAACUUCCAAUGCACCAAAUAUCAAGCCACGUCUUCUCCCUGGCUCGGUAUGUUCACCACUAUCUCCAGAGUUUACACCACGCCAACGGUAACCCAGUGGUCGAAUUGUACAGCGACUCUGACUAUGAAGACCCGCUACAGCAAGGCGGUAUCAUAGCUCUAAAUUUCCUCAAACCGAACGGCGAAUACGUGGGAUACAUGGAAGUGCUCCACAUGGCUUCGCUUUUUAAAAUCCACCUGCGUACGGGCUGCUUCUGCAACCCAGGAGCAUGUCAGCGUCACUUGAAGCUUUCUAUCCAAGACAUUAUCAGCAAUUACGACGCUGGGUACACUUGCGGUGGAGGAAAAGAUUUAAUUGACGGGCGACCAACUGGCGCUGUUAGAAUUUCUUUUGGAUACAUGUCAACCUUCGCUGAUGUUGAAGUAUUUAUUAAAAUGCUUCACAAGUGCUUCAUUGACUUGCCAGCAAUGAUAAAAAUUUCUCAGAUUAAUUUUAUUAAUAAUAUUAAUUCAAGCAGCAAAGGAAGAAAUAAAAUUCUAAAUUUAGAAAAUUUUAAAGUUGAAGAAUUAAAAGAAAAUUUAAAAAUUAAAAUAGAAAAAAUUGAUGAAAAAAAAAAUAAUGAAAUAAAAUUAAAAAAAAUAUUUAUCUAUCCAAUAAAAUCAUGCGGAGCUUAUCAGGUCCCGCAAAAAUGGAUAAUAAAUAAUAAAGGAUUAAAAUAUGACCGUGAGUGGAUGAUUAUAACUGGAGCUGGUGUCUGUCUUACACAGAAGCAAGAAGUUAAAUUAUGCUUGCUAAGACCGACUUUAAAUCUCGAGGAGAAUUUUAUGCGGCUGGAGUAUCCAGGUAUGCUGGAUAUUGAAGUCCCCUUGGAGAGUAUUGGAGAUAAAAAAGUCGACGGUGAAAUUUGUAGGAGCAGAGUUUGUGGUCACAGAGUCGAAGGAAUCGACUGUGGAUAUGAAAUAUCAGAGUGGCUUUGCCAAGCUUUGGGAAGGUCUGAUUUAAAAUUGAUAAGGCAGAAUUUGGAUGAUGGAGAGCUGUCUUUUUCUAGCCAAGCGCAGUAUUUAUUGAUUAAUUCUGCGAGUAUCCAGUGGCUUGUUGAUCGGCUUCCUGGAGACUCUGAUUGUGAUAAGAAUACUGUUUUAGAUAGGUUCAGAGGAAAUUUUGUUGUGGAUGGAGCUGAAGCGUUUGAAGAAAUUAAUUGGAAGCAAGUUUUUAUUGGAAAACAUUCUUUUGAGGUAAGAUGGUAUCUUUAA
Molecule: messenger RNA, 2175 nt
Organism: Cotesia congregata
Lineage: Eukaryota; Metazoa; Arthropoda; Insecta; Hymenoptera; Braconidae
Source: the annotation of a GenBank genome assembly